AUAUGUGUAUAAACAGCAGUGUUUUGAAUGUUUGAAAUCACAAAACAAAUGAUUUAAAUGUUUUGAAUAUUUAUAUUAAAUAACUGAACAAAAAAAGUGAUUACAAAUUACAAUAAACUAUACAAUCAUUUCAUCAGUUUUUCCCAUAUUAUUGGGCGUCAAAUGUUUCGCCGGUUUUUUAAUUGAAAUGAUUUGUUGUCUGAUUUUGUAAAUUGAAAAAAAACAAAACAAAAAAUUUUAAACUAAUAUCAAAGUUGAAGAAGAAGAAGAAUAAGAAGAGUCCCAUUGAUCCCAUUGUUCAUCAAACGCGUCAAAUCAUUGGCGCGACAAUUGAUUGUUAAGACCGCUGCCGUCGCCGCCGAUUACCGAGAAUGGUCUUCGAGAGUCUUGUGGCCAACUUGUUGAACAAGUAUUUGUCACAAUUUGUGGACGAGUUGACCGCCAAACAGUUGAAUCUGUUUGCAUGGAGUGGUAAUAUAUCGUUGGACAACAUUGCCAUCAAAGGCAAUGCUUUCGAUUCACUAUCGCUGCCGUUUCGUGUCAUUCACGGACACAUCGCCCGAAUUGAGUGCUCCAUACCGUGGAAGUCGCUCUACUCGUCGCCGGUGGUCAUAAAACUGUCCGACGUCUAUGUGUUGGCUGUUCCUAACGCCGAGACUAAAUACGAUGACCCCUAUGAAGAACUGCUUCUCUGGACUGAUAAACUGAAACAAUUGGAAAAGAUUGAAGAAGCGAAACAAAGAACCAAAGACACCAAUGGAAAACAAGACAAAAACGACAAAAAUGGUGAUAGUUUUGCCACAAAGUUUGCCGCACAGAUCGUGAAGAAUCUGCAGGUAUUCAUUAGUAAUGUUCACAUCUGUUAUGAGGAUCGCAUCUCAUGGCCGAAGAAUCCGUUUCAAGUGGGACUCACUUUACAUAAGCUGGUCUUUGAAACCAAACAGAGUGACGUAUCAUCGAUGGCUAUGAAUGACAAUAUUAUCUGCAAAUUGGUUUCAAUUGAAGGUCUGUCCUUCUACUGGAACUGUAAUAUAAAUGAGGACCAAUUUCUCAUGAAAUUUGACGACAAAAGUAUUGAUGAAUUACUUAAGGAUCGGAUCGCCACCAAACAUAAUACACCGACUGAUUUGCAAUAUAUUUUAUAUCCGAUAAACUUUUCAUCGAAUACUGUUAUCCAUCGCAAACCAGAAGUCGAUGACUAUUCAGUUCCUAUUUUGGACGCACAGAUGGACUUAGAUAUGUUUGAACUAAGUAUGACACGGACUCAGUUCGAGUGUCUACUUCUCCUAUUGGAUGCCAUCGAUCGCAUGAAUUUAGCCAAACCUUAUCGAAAGUGGAGGCCAUCGGUUCCCAUCAGUGGUAACUCAAAGAGAUGGUGGCGUUUUGCGUUCAACGCUAUUAUGGAGACUGACAUCAAACGGCGCUCAAACAACUGGUCGUGGCUUAAGAUAUGUGAGCACAGACUUAAAAUGAAGAGAUAUCAGGAACUCUAUAAAAGAAAAUUGUUGGCCAUUAAUGUCGAUCAAAUCAAACUGGAAAUCGAAACGUUGGAAAAGGAUUUGAAUUUAUUGUCAAUUGUUUUGGCCCGAAGUCAGGCCGAGUUAGAGACACAACAGAUACUGAAUACUAAAAAGGAAGAGUCAAAGAAAAAGAAGGGAUGGUUUUCCGGUUGGUUUUCAUCUAAAGAUGAGAGUUCAUCAUCAGAAGAAGUCAAUAUUGUUGAUGACUUUAAAAAAGAGAUGACAACAGAUGAAAAACAACGAUUUUAUGAGGCUAUUGGUUAUGAAGAAGGUAUUCCUGAAGAGUUGCCCAAAGAUUUUAUUGCACAUCGGAUUAAGUUUAUGAUCGGAAAGUUAUUUAUCACUGUUAGCGACGAGACUGAAAAAAUUACUCAAUUAUCACUAUUGGGUGUAUCAUUGAAUUUGUCAAACAGACCCUCAUCUCAUUGCUUAGCCUUAUCGACAAAUGUCAAAUCUCUCUUUAUUUCUGGUAUCGGAGGAAUACCUAUACUCGAGGAAUUAUCAACACUGGAUGUACUCUCAUUAGAGUUUGAUAUGAAUCCAUUAGAUGGACUAUACGAUUAUGGUGUGAUUAUGAAAAUGUCUGGUUUUAAACUUAUGUAUGACGCGAACACAAUCAAUACAUUCAUCGAAAUGUUGUCACCGCCUAAAGACAUUUCACUCGAAGAAUUGCAAUCUAUUGCUGCCUUCAGAUUUCAGAAUUGGUCCCAACGAACUGCUCUUAGUCUGGAGUAUGCCAUUGAAAAGCACAAACAAAUUAAGCUUAACAUUGACAUCGAACCUUCAUAUGUGAUAAUACCACAGUUGGGCUGUUUAGACAGUGCUCACGAUGUAUUGCUUGUAUCGUUAGGUCACGUGAAUUUGUCAUCUGAUCUCAUCGCCAAAUCUGAAAUACCAAAAGUGAAACAAUUGAUUGCCAGUCAUUCGGACAAAGAUCUUAUCGAAAAGAUGCGCAAAAUGGCAUUCGAGUCGUACAAGUGUCGCAUAUCUGAAGUUCAAGUGAUCCUAAGUGAUGUCAAUCACUGGACACAGGACUUGAAGUCAAUGUCCACAACUCGACAUCUGUUAUAUCCGGUUGAGUUUAAUCUGUCUAUUAAACGAUCGAUUGUAUCAAACGAUCCAUUAAUUCCUAAACUUAAAAUCAAAGGAAAAUUGCCUAAUAUUGAGCUUAAAAUUAGUGAUUCACAGCUAACAAAACUAAUGAAUUUGUUGUUAACUCUGCCAUUCUCUGAGAGUUCGUCUGAUAAAGAAUUAGAUGACACAGCAGUUGAUGGAUUGAAAAACAUAAAAACUGGUCAGAAAAAUAUAGCAACAAUAGAAAUGUCGCGACAAAUUACCGAUGCCAUGAAUUUUGCCACCGAAACGACUGCCAAAAUUGGUAUCAAAGAGCCAUCAGUAGAAGAGACUGAGUCAACGGAUGGCGAAAAACAGAUUAUUGCUUAUAAAAGUGUUGUCUUUGACUUUAAACUGAAUAAAAUUGUUGUAACACUUUUUGAGGGAAUUGAACGAAGCGUUAGUUCAGCCAUUGCAACGGCAAAGUUGUCCGGUUUUGAGAUUUACGGUGAAAUACUUACCGACAGUACUCUCUGGACGAUUGUUCGCAUUGGAGAUCUAAGUCUUGACGAUAUUCGUACCACUCGUAAGGAUACCGGAGUGAAGACAUUGAUUGAGAAAAAUCAAAUUGUUAGCACAGAUGGCACCGAACCAAAGGAUUCAAUGUUUUCACUACAUAUGACACAAAAAUCCAACGAAAGAUUUAUUAAUAUUUCGAUUUCGGGUUUUCGAUUGAUUGUAGCUCUGGAUUAUCUCUUAAAUAUUGCAAAUAUGGUCACUAAAGCCUUCGAUACAGAUAAGACCAAAGAUGCAAAUGUGAUCAAAGAUGACAAACCUAAUGAUGUCGAAAGUAAAGUAAACAGAGCUAUCGAUAGAGCCAAACAAUUAUCAUCUGCGACCGUCGAAAAGACAUCAGUGAUCAAUGUUUUACUAUUUAAUCUAAAUCAAGUCGAUGUUGUUUUGUUGGAGUCCAUCGAAGUGACCAACUCUUCAGCAGUUAUAAUGAGUUGUUUUUCAAAAAUACAUAUUACACAAAAUCCCGAGUUUAUUGAUAUUCACGGCGAAGUGGCCGACAUAUCGAUGUUGUUGACCAACUAUGACCGAUAUAUAUCCAGCCGAGACAUCGAUGCCUACAUUAUGAGACCAAUAAAUUUGUCGAUCAAUGGAAAGAUCACUGGUGACAGUCAAAUGUUGGACGUAACUCUAAGUGAUGUUGAAUUUUUUAUAUCGCCGCCAAUGGUCAACAUUUUGCUAAAAAUAGUAUCAAAAUUGGGUUCAAACAGUAAUACACAGACGGAUUGCGAAGAAUGUCGUGUGAAUGUUAAAGAUCUGUUCAAAGUUAAGCCUAACGAUAGCAAGAAAUGGUAUUUGAGUUAUGUCGCCGAAGCUGAGGAAGUGACUGAAAAUUUUAUCGAUGUUGUCGAUAGUCCGACUGAAAUCAAUACAAAACAGCAAUUGUAUCUCAAUAUUAAUUCUGUUAGUAUUGUUGUAGAGUCGGGUGGACUCGACUCGCAACCAUUGAUCAAAUUGAAGUCAUAUUUUACUGGAAAACUAGUCGGUUAUAAGUCAUUGAGUGCCAAUUGUUCCCUAAUUGCCGAUUACUAUAAUGAAAACAAAUUCUUUUGGGAGCCACUGAUUGAACCAAUUGAAGGCAAACCAAGUCCAUGGGAUUUUGACAUAAAUGUUGCCCUUCAAGACAGCGGCAAAAUAGAUGUAAAACUUGAAUCCAAUGAACAGCUGGAGUUGACAAUUACGAAGACAUCGAUUUUUGUAUUGAGUUCACUAAACGAAGCGUUUGCUAAUGCAAUCACUAGACAAUUGCCCACAAGAGAAGAUAAUAUAGUAAUUGUUACCAAUUUUCUUGGAUUUGAUUUGCGUCUGUAUUUGACAGAAAGCAAUUUAAAAACGAAACCAUUUAAUAAACAGAGUAUCAAAAAUAAACACAAAUCACAAGAAAGUGAGAUAAUUGUCAUUAAAGCUGGAGAGGAGUUGUCAUUAGUGGCAACUGAUCUCAAAGAAGUAGAGCUUAAUAUUGCUAUUUUGAUGUCCGAUGGAAAUGAAAUCAAUCGUAGUAUCACUUGUCACGGACAAAGUAUUCGUUGUUAUAAUUUGCCAAAAAAGACAUAUCCGACUAACUUAUUCUGGAAAUGGGUGGUUGACGUACAAGACAUGGAUGCAUAUACUAAGAAAAUAACAUUUAAAUCAAAUGCACAAAUUGUUAAUCAAUUUAAGACACCGCUCGACAUUUAUUGCAUUCAGAAAGAGCAGACCAUUCAUUUAGGAUGUGUCAAAGCAUCGUCUACUCUGGAGCUGCCACUUGAAGCCAUCUAUGGUGAAUGUGAGAUUAAAGUCAAGCCAUCAAACGAUUACUUGUUAUGCGAUAAGACAAUUGACUGGAGAUCACAGAUAGAUAAACGAAAUACUAGUACAUCAUUAUGUUUGCCAUUUUGUGAUUCACCCACAAGACAACCACCAUUAAUAUUGACCUCCAAUUCAGAGAGUAAUCCAAACAAUAAGUUUUACAUCAAAGUUAAAUGUGAUCAAAAAGAUGUUCAAUACGAAGACUCGACUAUUUCUAAUGUCGAAUCGGUAUUAUAUGAGAUAAGACUCAUACCAAUUGUCAAACUCCGAAAUCUAUUACCUUAUACGAUAAGCUAUGCCAUCGAAAAUAUUGAUGAACUCAUUCCUCUUGAGUCGGGCGACGAAUCAGAUUUAUCUGCUGUUCGUUUGGGAGAAACUGGAUUAUCCCUGACAUUAGUUAAUUAUUUGGAAAAGGACUGGUAUUGUUUUAAAACCAUACCAUCCUAUGGUCCAGAAAGUGAUGUUUAUUUAUGGAAGUUUACCGCAUCUGAUAACCACAAAAGUCAGUCAAUUGAUUUGGCCGUCAAGUUAUCCAUUGAGAACUCAACUAUAGUCCUAUCACUUUACUCGCCAUUCUGGAUGAUCAAUAGGACAUCACAACAGUUGGUCUAUCGUGUAGACGAUGAGACUGUCAUCUUUCAUCAGCCGACUGUUUUGACACCAGUUCUUCUAUGUUUUAAACCGAAGAAUUUGUUUUGCAAGAAAAAACUGUGUCUAUCUAUAGGUGAUUCUCGAUUUUCAGACGGUUUUUCUGUAGACGUUGCCGGCAGUAAAGGCAAUAUUAUUGCCAAAUCGAAGAACGGAAAAUACAAUUAUUAUGUCUCAAUUGAUGUCCAAUUGUCACGAAUAGGUUUGAGUAAAAUUGUUACGAUUACACCGUUUUAUUCAAUAGUCAACGUGUCGUCGAAAUCGAUUGAGAUAUCCGAAGAUAAUGAUGAGUUUCAGAGUAUCAACAGCUUCACAACUAAUGCUUUUUGGCCAAAGAGGUCAACCAAUCAGUCGAUAUUCUUGAGAUUUGACUCGAAGUCUAAUUCGUCAAAACCACUGUCACUAACUGAUUCAUUAUCAACUUUGGUUGAAGUUGAUGGUCAAUAUCUUUAUGUUGACGUUGAUAUCAGUGAAUGGGAUGCAACUGUUAAGAUUAGUGACUAUUUUGAGGGCGCGGCACCCGUUAUGUUAGUGAACGCACUAAAAGGUCCGAUCAGUUUUGGCCAAAAAGGUGUUACGGUUUGGUCAUCUAAAACUGGUGAACAAAAAUAUGUCAGCUCUGUUCCGGCCAAUUGUUCCGUAUAUUAUACGUGGUAUUUGCCAUCCAGUGAACAACAACUUGUCUGGAAAUACGAACCAUUGGUUGCCAAAGAACAGACAAUGGAUAUCAAACGUGACGCUGUUAUCGAUAUCAACGAUGUAUUUGUUGUAUCAUUUCUUGAUGGCAAACAACGAGUUUGUUUGUUCACUCAUGACUUUUCGCUGGCAACUAAUGCACUUCAAGCGGGUGAGAUAACCAAACCUAAUAUAAAUGUCGAGAUCAUAAUGAAAGGAAUUGGUCUCUCAAUUGUCAAUAACGAAGCUAAACGUGAUGUGCUUUACAUUGCUAUUACAAGCUCUGUCUUAUGGGAGUUUCGAUCCACUGAUUCAAAACGUUUCAAAGCACUUCCAGUUAAGUCAAUCGAUUCAAUCGAAAGUUCCUAUCAAAAGGUAUUACUGAAUAAAAAGAUUGGCGAAAAUAGUUCAAUAGUUUCAAGCGAUUCCAUGCAAUUGGAUUUCACUGAUUCAGAAAAUCCUAAACUAAUUGCUCCCAAAAAUGGACAAUUAAGACGUCUAGCCAAUCGUGGCAUUUGGAUAUCAGUAGCCCUGUCCGAGCAUAUCAUACAGUGUCAUCUAAAAGUAAAUCGUCUACAAAUUGAUAACCAAAUGCCAGAUCACAUAUUCGGUAUAGUGAUGUGUCCGAUAGCACCGCCAAAAACUAUAGCCAUAGAGCACGUGCCGAAAAGUUUUAUCGAGAUGUCCACAAUCAUCGAAAAGACAACAACUAUGAACCGAUUCAAAUACAAUUCAAUUCUCAUACAAGAGUUUCUCAUACAAAUUGACAGAGGAUUGUUGUCGGCUAUACAGGAGUUGUUUGAAGUGACCGCCAAAAAAGAGGACAACAAAAAAUUGAUUGCCAAAGAUGUCAGAGAUAUACUACAAUUAAGUACGAUUACAGAGUCAUUAUUAUCGUCGCGCAAAAGUUAUUACGAUUUCAUACACUUUUCACCACUCAAAGUACACUUAAGUUUUUCGAUGGCCGGCGCCGCCGGUGGACAUUUACCGCUGGGACUGGACUUUUUUGUCCGAUCAGCCGGUGUAACGCUUACCGAGUUUAACGAUGUAGUCUUCAAAUUGGAUUAUUUUGAGCGCAAAAAUAUUUUAGUCGAAAACUCGGAACUUAUAUCAAUAGUUACCAAACAUUACACAACACAAGUGCUCAAACAGUUUUAUGUAUUGGUUUUGGGUCUCGACCUGAUUGGUAAUCCCAUGAAACUGGUACUCGGAUUGAAAGAGGGUGUCGGUGACUUCUUUUACGAACCAUUUCAAGGAAUAAUUCAAGGCCCGGGAGAGUUUGCAGAGGGUAUAUCUAUUGGUGUCAAAUCGCUGGCUUCUAAUGUUGUCGGUGGAGCUGCCGGUGCUUUGGGAAGUAUUACCAGUACGAUUGGUGAAGGAGUUUCGGUGCUCACAAUGGAUGAUAAGUUUAGACAAGAACGUCGAACACGUCUUAAUCGAAAAGCAGGUUUCGCCGAAAGUGGCAAAAAUCUAUUCAGAGGUGUAUUUUCUGGUGUAACCGGUGUUAUCACUAAACCCUUUGAAGGCGUCAAAGAGGAUGGUUUUGAAGGUUUAAUAAAAGGUGUCGGUAAAGGUGUUGUUGGUAUUGUUGUUCAACCAACUACUGGUGUUAUAGAUUUUGCUUCGGGUUCACUGCAGGCUCUUAAACGAGCUGUUGAUCCCAACCAAGAGGCCAAACAGAUCCGUGCGCCCCGUUAUAUCGGUUUCGACGAAAUGAUUCGACCAUAUAAUAGACAUCACGCAACCGGUAAUCAAAUCCUAAAAGAGAUGGAAAAUAGGAAAUACGUGACCGAUAAUUAUAUUAUACAUUAUACUCUCAAUUCUAACCUUACGAUAAUAACCGAUAGACGAUUGAUGUCCGUUAAACGUGGAUCCAUAUCACACCAUUGGGAGACCGAUUGGGCAGAGGAGUGGACUAAUUGUGAUAAGUUAUCACUUUCUGGGGACAGACUCAAGAUUAUCAUCAAACUCAAGGAGUCUAAGCGAGUGUUUGGCAUAUUUUCGGGUGACUCGGACCGGAUAAUUACCACCAAUUCAGUGGAGGCCAGUCAGUGGCUCAUCGAACAGAUUAACAAACAGUUGAGGCGAUAGUUGUCGGUCGGCAAUGGGAUGGGGUAAAUGGCAAUACACAAUACCACCAGUUCCUCAACACAUAUAAGCCUAUCCCUCAAAUUUCAAUGUUUUAUAAAUAAGACUAAAACGAACCGAAAAACACACACAAAAAAUAAUGGGUAUAGAAAAACAAUAAAAUUUUAUUUUAAUGUCAGUUUAACACAACACCAACUUUUAACAACAACUACGCCAACAAUACAUCUACGGUAUAAUACAGCCAUUUAUUGAAAAAAAGACUGAAGACUUGGAUCCAAUUGAAAGACAAACCGAUAAAAUGGAAAAACAAUACAUAAAUAAUGACAACAUUGGAUACCUGUAUAUUACCUGAGAUAUACAGUGAAAAAAGUGGAGAAAAUUAUUUCAAUUAUUUAUUGCACUUCUCGAAGAAGUUUUUUUUGGUGAUUAAGACGAAAGAAAACCAUCAAUUGGUCUUUUGAAUGGCUCAUCGCUAUUGAGAAAGAUAUAUAUAUAUAUAUAUACGACCUAAAAGUUUUGGUCAUAAAAAAUACUUUAUGAAACACAUAACACAACACUUUUGUAAUUUAGCCAAACUAUAUGAGGGAGAGAGAGAUUGCUAGCGAAAAUAUAGUGAAAAGUAAUAAAGUGAUUGCAGAAAACAUGUGAACGGCUUAACCAUUUGAAAAAUAGUUGGCUAAUAGUAAUAAUAAUAAUAGUUAUGUUGUUUUUAUUGUUGUAAUCUGCGAUCUUCUUUAAUCUCAAUUUCGCUCUCUCUCUCUCUCUCUCUCUCUCUCUCUCUCUCUUUCCAAUAAAUGA
Molecule: messenger RNA, 9143 nt
Organism: Oppia nitens
Lineage: Eukaryota; Metazoa; Arthropoda; Arachnida; Sarcoptiformes; Oppiidae
Product: intermembrane lipid transfer protein Vps13-like
Exons: 23
Coding region: 372-8348 (2658 amino acids)
Biological process (GO): protein retention in Golgi apparatus; protein targeting to vacuole
Cellular component (GO): extrinsic component of membrane
Source: RefSeq, a predicted model, not a curated record